UCGUCUCCGCACUCAACAUCUCUCCAGAUUGUUGCGAAAUUUUCUGGGAGGAAUUUCAGGCGAGUUGGAUUCGCUGGAAACAAGUUUGCAGAAACAAUCACGUAAAAUCAAAGCGAGAAAAUUCCUCCGCGCAGCGCGCCAUUGACUGUAAAGACCUUUCAACUUUACAAAAACUGAAAUUGACAAACGUUCGCUUGUGAGGAAACUUUGUCACGACGACUGAAUCGCCACAUAUCGACGCACGGGGAUCAUGUAUCGUGACGAAAUGACGGUGAUGGACUAGAGUAAGCGCGAACAGUCAACGAUGGCUCGCCUGAGGCGGCAUUUUUCCGUGUAAAAUGCAGUUUGUGUUGUAGUUAGUGCUCCGCGCGCUCCCGCGUUCAACGUCCCUCAACUCGCCGCGCGACAUGGAUGAAUAUGACGAGGAUCCGGGGCGCAGAGCGAGCAAACUGAUGGAAAACCUCUCCAUAUAUGACGCUUAUCGGGAUGGGAUAUACGGGGAGCCGAACCCCGACAUGGAGAAAACUAAGCGAAUGAAUGGCAGCUCCGGGAACAAAGUCUACGGCGCGGCUCCCGUGCGCUCCGUCAACGGUAACCGACCCUCAGUGCCUCUGGAUUUCUGUUCUCCGCAAAGGGAAUCGGUUUACCCCGAUCCCGACGCGUACUGCACCAAAUCUGAAGUUGCCUUGCCGUGUUACAGCGGCGCGUCGGACCGUCUCAGAAGAUACACGCACGCGGAGGUGCACCGGUACAGCACCGGCUGCGCAUAUGAAGGGCUCGUUCCGGGGAAACAGGUGCCCGUUUCGGGCGCGAGGAGCAACAGCUUAUGUUUGGCCAACCCCGACGGCAGGUACGCGGGCACGAGCCCCCGGUCCAGCUUGGCUUCCACUCACUCGUCGCAGGAUCAGAGCAAACACACCAGCCCGAGGUCGAGUAUCAGCAGCCCGCGGUCCAGCUUGGUGUCACCCGGUCAGGACGGGGGGAACAGCGUGAUCAGUCCCCGGUCUAGUUACGCGAGCACGGCCAGUGACACCAGCAAGCACUCCAGCCCCAGAACCAGCCUCACAGGUUACGACUGCGGGAGCAAACCGAGCAGCAACCGAACUAGCGGUAUCAGCAUGGGCUAUGAUCAGCGGCACAUAAGCCCCAGGUCGAGCACCACAAGCCCGCGUUCAAGCUACUCCGACUCGCGCUUCACGCCUGCGGGGAACCACGACCCGGAGAGCUCCGCGGUGCACGGGAUCUGCAGUCAGGACGGAAGCGUGCGACCAAACUGCGUGAUCAGUCCCCGGUCGAGCAUCUCCAGCCACAGCUCCAGGAGUUCGCGGAGCUCCCGGGGAUCGAUGAGCGCUUACCCCGAGCUCCAGAUCCCGUUACCGGAGGACUUCACUGAGCCAAACGGCCACCGUGUUCAUCUCCAAACUUUUCCCGUGCUGGAAGAACCGCAACAGGAGAGUUCAGACGUCAAUAUCGCGUUUAGCUACGGGAAAGCGGGCACCGGGGGGCAGCGCUUCAAGCUCCCGUACCAGGUCACUCCAUCCCGGGACAGCGGUCCCAGUCAGGCGGAGCGGCGCCUGGAGGCCCUCACCCUGGAGCUGGAGAAAGAGCUCGAGCUGCACAUGAAAAAGGAAUAUUUUGGGAUCUGUGUAAAGUGUGGUAAAGGUGUUUAUGGAGCGAGUCAAGCGUGUCAGGCGAUGGGGAACCUGUAUCAUACUAACUGCUUCACCUGCUGUUCCUGCGGACGCCGACUACGAGGAAAGGCUUUCUAUAAUGUAAAUGGAAAGGUGUACUGUGAAGAGGACUUCCUGUACUCCGGGUUCCAGCAGACAGCGGAGAAGUGCUUUGUGUGUGGACACCUCAUCAUGGAGAUGAUCCUGCAGGCUCUGGGAAAGUCGUAUCAUCCAGGCUGUUUCCGCUGUGUUGUGUGUAAGGAGGGUCUGGACGGCGUUCCUUUCACCGUGGACGUGGAAAACAACAUCUACUGUGUGAAAGACUACCACACGGUUUUUGCUCCUAAAUGUGCCUCGUGUAACCAGCCGAUCCUCCCAGCACAGGGUUCAGAGGAGACCGUACGGGUGGUGUCCAUGGAUAAAGAUUACCAUGUGGAAUGCUAUCACUGUGAGGAUUGUGGUCUUCAGUUGAAUGAUGAAGAGGGGCAUCGCUGUUACCCGCUGGAGGGGCACCUGUUGUGCCACCGAUGCCAUCUGCACCGCUUAAAGACCCCUGUGCCAACACACCCGCCCCCGAGCUACCCGCUACACGUCACUGAACUGUGAACACACACGGGCUCGCGCCGAAGAUCAGUGGUGGAACGACAAGCAAGAGGGUCAUUGCAUUCCCCCAAACAAUAAACAGGGAAAUCGGUCUACAUAUUUCCACUUGUUUGGGGUUUAUAUGACCAACCAGGGAGGUUUUUAUUAUUGCUUUCAUCCCUCAUCACACUCUUCCUCUCACGCUCCGGUCUGGUUCGCUGUUUGGAGGGGUCGUGACCCAGCACUGCCACAUGGGACGUGUCCUCUGAAUGCCACACAACAGCACUGAACACACUUACGACUUCUUGUGCCUUCAUCGAGUAUCCCGUCACCUCGCUCACUGCCUUCGACAUGCACCGUUUCUGUUUGCGUGUGUGUUGUGCCAAGCUGCCCGCGUCUUUAAAGGGACAGGUCACUAAAAUCGAAAAUUGCAUUGAUCAUUUAUUCACCGUCGUUUCUUCAAACCAGAAUGACUUUUAUUUAUUGAAAUGCCUUUUUAAGCCAAGACACAAUUAAUCAUGCACUGGUUAAUUUUGAGGCUCUUUUGUGUCCAGAACAUGUUUUUAUCCAGUGUUUAUGUAAUUACACGUCUAUGGAUUUCAGUUACAGCACAAUUGAGACGAUGACUAAAUAACUAGAAAUUUGAACCAAUGUUCAGAUUUCUGUUCUGGAAAUGUAUGCAUAUUUAAUUAGAUCAUGCCUAAUUUGCAUAUUCAUAAAACGUGUAAUUCAGAACUAUUGUUUCAGAUUACUGUGAUUAAUCAGCUGGGGAAUUAUAGUGAUAUCUGUUAGCUGAUAUUUUACCCGGAGGUGUCUUGUACGGUUUUGGAACGAGUGAAUAAUAGUGAACUGUCCCUUUAAGCAUCGAUUACAUGCCUAAACUAGUGGCGGCAGUGGGCCGAACACUGAUCAAAUCAUCUUGUGAAACCUGCUGCAUAUAGCAGGACUAACAAAUGUAUAUUUUGCAGAAGUCUGACUUUUGACGUUACGACCCGACACCAGCACAAUGGGGUUGGAUCCAUGAACUCUUACGUCGUGCUCUUCAGACACUGGUUUGUCUCCGGAUGAGGUGCCUUUCUGCCUUACAUGUUCCUUACCGUGGAGGAGACGCACUGUAACGUGUCUCUGGAGACUCUGAAGGGACUCUGAUGUGUGCCAGGGUCAAAGGUCAAGCCUGGAUGUGCUGGACUCAACCAGGCCUGCAUUUGUCCUGCAGUCAAUGUUUGUGUGUGUGUGACCCGCUGUCCAAACCAGCCGCGAUGCAAUCAAGCCACGAGCAACAGAACAUUUUGCACAUGUCAGAAUAAUAAAGUCAUGAACGUAGAAGUCUGGGAAUGAUGUAAUGAUUAAAACUAGAUUGAGUAGAUUCACAUGAAUGAUAAUUAGAAGCUUAUUGCAUUGCAUCUGGUUAGGACGUGUUGUGAGUGUGUUCGUCUGUGUGUGUAGUUGUGUAUGUGUUCAUGCACACUAGUGGCUGGGCCGCUGUGAGUGUGUGUGUGUUCCAUAUACAGUGACCCUGAUAAGUAUUUACACACUUUAAAACAUCUGAAUGUCAUUACGCUCUUAGAAAACAAAGUUCUUCUUGACUCACCUUUAAAGAACCCUUUAUACCAAUAAGGUGCGAAAUGUCUUAAAGGAGUAGUUCACUUUUAAAAAAACGUUUGCUGAUAAUUUACUCGCCCCCGUGUCAUCUAAGAU
Molecule: messenger RNA, 3950 nt
Organism: Pimephales promelas (fathead minnow)
Lineage: Eukaryota; Metazoa; Chordata; Actinopteri; Cypriniformes; Leuciscidae
Gene: wtip
Product: WT1 interacting protein
Biological process (GO): regulation of DNA-templated transcription; negative regulation of hippo signaling; response to hypoxia
Cellular component (GO): nucleus; adherens junction; P-body
Molecular function (GO): transcription corepressor activity
Source: RefSeq, a predicted model, not a curated record